UCUCUUGGACACCUCCAACCCAUCUCAUACACAGCAUUCAUGGUGCCAUCAGCAGCGGCUGAAGAAGGCAGCAGCAGCUUAAACAAAACGGCCAGGUGCCUCAACCACAGAGGCUCACCAUCUUCCUCCAAGUCAAUCUCAUCCACGUCAUCAUCCUCGUCAGCCUCCCCAUUCUCAACCUCCUGCCUCGGCCACCGCACCUCAAGAACCACCAAAACCAUGGAAGAGGUCUGGAAGGACAUCAAUCUUGCCUCCCUCCAAGACCAAGAAACCGCCUCCAACAACAACGUCAUCCUUCAAGACUUUCUUGCUCGACCCUUCUCCAAAGACCCACCACCGGCCCGCAUAGUUUCCACCACAGCCGCCGCAGCCGUCUACUGCCCGCCACCUGGCUCUUUGGCGCCGCCCCCAGCCACCGUCUUAAGCUUGAAUUCCGGCUGCGAGUUCCAUUUUCUUGAUCAGUCUGACCCACUUCGGCCUAACUCGCAUUUACAAUCUAAUGUCACUUCCUUCAGUAGCCCGUUUGAGGCUCUGGCUUCCUCCACCGGCUUGGCAUCUUUUGGGAAGAAAAGGGUUCCAGAAUCCGACGGUAGUUCCGGCGAUCGGCGACAUAAGCGUAUGAUCAAGAACAGAGAGUCCGCUGCACGAUCGAGAGCUAGAAAGCAGGAAUGUGCAUAUACAAACGAAUUGGAACUUGAAGUUGCUCACUUGAUGGAAGAGAAUGCAAGACUUCGAAAACAGCAAGAACAGCUAAGAUUGGCCGCAGCUGCUCAACUUCCCAAAAAGAACUCGCUCCACAGAACCUCAACGGCUCCAUUUUGAGAAUCAUCAUAGCCUUUUGAGGUUUCUAUGUGUUUUUGUAGGUGGGUGUACCUCCAUAUUAUAGUGGUUUCAGGAAAGAACAAUGCAUGUAUGGGAACAAACAAAAAAUGAGUUUAGUGUUUUUGCAUUGCAGAAAUUUAAGUUGAUGGGUCUUUUUUGUAUC
This is a messenger RNA of Corylus avellana, 985 nucleotides long. The record is from RefSeq and is a predicted model, not a curated record. Lineage: Eukaryota; Viridiplantae; Streptophyta; Magnoliopsida; Fagales; Betulaceae.